GGUGGCCUUUUAGUCUCGGGGGGUUUGUAUUUCAAAGCCCCAGCUGGACACUGGAAAUUGGGGCUUGGCUGGGCAGAAGCCAGCAUAGCCAAGGCUUUCGUGGAGAUCCUGUUUGCAUGGCAUGGAGAAUGCGCUAUUCCGUCAAAAAAGAUGGGGUGAUUUUUCAGGAUAGGUUUGUGGGUCCCUGUGCAUUACGGAGUGUGGGCAGGACUCUUCCGAUCCUCUGUGUCCUCUGGUUUUCUUCCAUAGCUUGUGGAAAUAUACUGGAAUACCUGUCUCCCAAGACAAACAACUUUCAUCUGAGGACUUGAGAGCGUUGUAAAGAAACAACAUUGUUUUUUUUUCUUCCUGUUAUGUAUAGGUUAGAUUGGCUGUCUUAGUAGUUUAGUGGACUGUUGAAAUUUCCCUUUGACUUGCUGCUGCUUUUAUUUUUUUUACUAGCUGCUUGGUUCUGAAUGUAGCUUUUCCUCUGUGCUCUGAUUUUUGUUUCCUUUUGAUCACAGAAGCUAGAGGUGCUUGGACUGGCUUCAUCCCUUCUGGUGUGUUUCCUGCCUGAUCCAGGAGUACCUGGGGAGAUGCGUUCUCUGCAAUUUGCCCUGUUUAAUCUCAAAAGUCCAUAGCAGAGAGGUUUUCCACUAUGGCACCUGAGAAAUGGUUUAACUGCUGAAUAGACUUCUCUCUGGCAUGCUUCCCAUGCCCCAUGGCAAAUCCAUUGCAGAGAGCCUCCCCUGAUCUAUGGGAUGAAUUGCUCUCAUUAAGUCUUCACCUUCCUGUAAUGGAUUUUAUUCCUUCCUUUGGGUCAUUCUCUUGCAUGACCCCUCCCCUUCCUUAGUGUUUGGAGCCUUUGGAGACCUCCUUAUCGUGUUAGCGAUGUCACUGUUUAGCCAGGCCAGUUUUGAGGAAGACAGCCAGAAGCAACCAGCUGUGGGACACUGGAAGCCACUAAUGCCGUCCAAAGGCAGCAAGGAAGAGCCAGAGACUGGAUGCCAAGAUGCUGGAGGUGUGGAUGAGACUCAGUCCACCGAGCAGCUCAAUGUGUCACGUCUACGCAGCUCUUCAGUGGAGAUUCGUGAAAAGGGGUCUGAAUUCCUGAAGGAAGAGCUGCACAAAGCACAAAAGGAGCUGAAGCUGAAGGACAAAGAAUGUGAGAGAUUGUCAAAAGUCAGAGAACAACUGGAGCAGGAACUAGAGGAGUUAACAGCUAGCCUAUUUGAGGAAGCACACAAGAUGGUGAGAGAAGCAAACACUAAACAGGCGGCGUCAGAGAAGCAGCUGAGGGAGGCACGGGGGAAGAUCGACAUGCUGCAGGCAGAGGUUACAGCUCUGAAGACGCUGGUGAUCACAUCCACACCUUCUUCUCCCAACCGGGAGCUGCACCCUCAGCUCCAGAGCCCUUCUAAAGCUGUGUUCAGGAAGGGCCAUGGGCGAAACAAGAGCACCAGCAGCGCAAUGGUCUCAGCUGCCAGCCAGAACAUGACUCCAGAGCCAGUCAGUCAUGAGUGCAAAGAGUCUGGGUUACCCGCUCUCCUCUCUCUGCUCCUUUGUAUCAUCCCUGGGAAGGCUAUCCACAUCACCUAUGAACCAGGCUGGCAGGCCUUGGGGGCAGAUGUUUCCUCAUCCUUGCGGCAGGUCGACUCCAUUUUAUUUGCUGAGUUCCAGGCCUGGAAGGAAUCUCCAACUUUGGAUAAAUCCUGCUCCUUCCUGGACAGAAUUUAUCGAGAAGAUGUAGGACCCUGUCUGGACUUCACUAAGCAGGAGCUGUCAGAGCUGGUGCGAGUGGCUGUGGAAGAGAAUACACUCACAAUUGAGCCAGUUGCUUUGCAGACACUGCCAGUGGCGAAGGUGUCAGCAGAAGAGUGCGGUGGGCCAAAGAAAUGUGCUCUGAGUGGCCUCCCCAGGACCUGCAAGCACCGCAUCAUGCUGGGGGAUUCUGGGAAUUACUAUUACAUUUCACCAUCCUGCAGGGCCAGGAUUACAGCGGUGUGCAACUUUUUCACGUACAUUCGCUACAUCCAGCAGGGCUUGGUGAGGCAGGAUGUGGAGCUGAUGUACUGGGAGGUCAUGCGGCUCCGGAGGGAGAUGUCUCUGGCCAAACUUGGGUUUUAUCCCAGUGAGAUGUAAGCAGAGGCCUGAGCAUGGAAGAAACUGCUCCUGGAUGAAUGGCUUAUCAAAUGCAGUCUGCCAAACAGAUGAAAGCAGUGCCUCUCCUCCAGUGGGCCUUACUCCUUCCCCACCCUCCCUCUGCCUAAAGCUGAUCAAGGAGCAAGAAGCACAAGUUUCACCUUCAGCUGUCCCACUCUUCCAACUGUGACUGGAAUGCAGCUGCCAAGCUACCGCCUCGGAGCUGGGCUGGCCCUGGCUGCUUUGGUGUGGCCGUCUACAGACUGUCCUCUAUGGAGUCUCCUAUAUGCAGUGUAUAUCAAUUUUUUUUUUUUUUUUUUUUAAACUUCUGUUUUUAUAUGCAGUCUGCUUUGUCAUAGUCUGAGGCUGGCCCUGUGCAAGGCAGGAGUCCUGGACCUUCUCUUUGUAAGCAAGUCUUUCAGGACGGAUGCUGGCUGUCUGUCCAUCUGUUCCACUCAUUCUGUGGAGUGGAGGGUGCUGUGCCCAGCCGUACACCUAGGUCCUGCUGACCACUUACUCCCCUAACAGCCCUGUAAAUGCCAGCAGCACACAAAUAAUUUUAUGGAGAGCCAUGAACAGCCUGUUUCCAAGUACUUCCUUUCUCCCUUUAAAGGAGCCUUCAAGAGAAGCUUUCUGCCAACUGAGUCAGAGAGGUUUUUUUUUUUUUUUUCUGUUUUUAGCUUGCAAUUUGUCACUGGGUGAUCCAGGCUGGGGGAACAGCUGGAGCAGAGGCUGGAGCUGUGCACCUGGGGCCUUCACCAGAAGAAAGCAAGCAGGGAAACUGCUGAACUCAGAGCUAGCCACAGCUUGGCUGCAGUUGGUGCAGGAUGUUUUCUCCUGGUCUAGAGAAUCUGCUGCAGUUGCCACAAGCAGAUGCAGACCUUGACGGGUGGUGCCCUGUGACAGUCCUUGGUGCAGAAUUCCCCCAUGGUGCUCUUAGGUACAUACUUCACCCCCAAAUAUACCUAUGAGCUGUUACUGCUCUGAGAGAGCUUUGGGCAGUACUGUUCCCACUGUUCAGCUAAAAACCAUGGUCGCAGGCUGGGUUCUUUGUCUCCAGAAGGAACAUGUCCAGGCUGGGAGCUAUCUUGAGGCCCCAAGAUUUCCUCCCCAACCUUACAGUAGACCUAGAGAUACGCAUCUACUGGGAAGCCUAGCUUCUUCUGGGCUGCCAUUCCCAGUGAGGAAAUUUGAGCCAUCUUUGUGAGCACGUGAGGGAUGUGGCUGUGGUUCCUGUAUGCCUCAAAAUGUGCUGGGAGGGAUGUCACAGUGUUUUGUAGCCAAUUUAGCCCUUUUUUUAGUGACUGUGGAAUGAGCUCAGCCACUCCCCACCCUGGAGGUUUCAUCUCUCAUGGCAUUUCUGCACUCUUGAUGCAUGUCACCCUGUCCCUCUGCCAGCAUUGUAACUCCCAUCGUAGCAAGUUGGUGCCCAGAACCAGAUCACCACUGUCAGCUCCAUUGGGAGAUGCUACAGUAGGAACUCUGUAUCUUCAGUGGAGGAAAAUUAACAGCUGCUGUAUUUUUGUCCAGGGGAGAGCGGAAUAGAUGAGGAAAAUGAAAGUUUUUGGUUUGGAACCUAAUCCAAGGACAGCUUCACAGCAGAUCUGAGAACCUUCUGUGGAAGAACCCAUGAGCACAAUCUUUCCUGUCGCUGAGCUCACUUGCAGUAUGCUGCUGCGUUGCUCCUCAGGGGACCCUUUUCUGCAUAGCUGUACUGGCAUAUAGAAUUGUUUGCUUAGGGUUAGUAGGUAUGUGAAACAUGAGUUGUCAUCCCCAGAGCUGGGAGAACGCAUUCCUGACAAUACACAGUAGCGUUGAAUCCACCUCCUGCAGCUCGGAAAGGGCUGACCUCCAAGUCCAUGUCGUUAACAGCCUAGUUCUGCUUUAGCUUCCACAGCUGAGUGCCCCAACUCGUGCUGCCUUACCCUAGCUAGAUGAGUGUGUACAGCUGCUACUCUUCACCAAAGGAAUACGUUUCAAAUGUGGAGUAAAAGCCUGGAAAAUACAUCUUUGGGUAAGAUUCUGGCUGGGUCUUGAGCUAGUGAUAAACCCGCAUCUCUUUGGCCUCCGCAGACUUGUGGUAAUUUGACAUCAGCUUUUCCAGAGGAGAAAAUAGAAAUGUCUUUCCCCAGCUGCAGAUUUCAGCUCAGGUAAAUUCUAUCCCUGGCAGUUUCUCAUUGUACCUGUUGCCCCUGACCUUUUGAUCUCUACAUGUCAUCCUGUAUCAUUAGCUGCUACAUUGCACAACAGAUGUGGCUGCAUUGCAGCACUGGGAAUGAGAUGAUCUCUCUGUAGGAGAUGUUUUGGUUUGUGGGAUGAUUUUUUUCCUCCAGUGUCACUUUGUAAAGCACUUUGAGAUGAAAGGAAUUAGAGAAAUGCAUUGUAUAAGGUUGUCUUACAUUUAAAACAGAGGAGACAAUUUGUAAAUGAACAUGAAGUCACUCCGUUAACAGCGGGAUGGUUGCACCCUGCUCUUUAUUAAAGGAAAAUAAAGAUUUAUUAACCUCUUUAAA
Tyto alba (common barn owl) is the source of this 4634-nucleotide messenger RNA. RefSeq names its product RAB3A interacting protein like 1 (gene RAB3IL1). Gene Ontology annotation, cellular component: Golgi to plasma membrane transport vesicle. The coding region runs from base 871 to 2121 and encodes 416 amino acids. The record is from RefSeq and is a predicted model, not a curated record. Gene Ontology annotation, molecular function: guanyl-nucleotide exchange factor activity. The transcript has 11 exons. NCBI's taxonomy places the organism in Eukaryota, Metazoa, Chordata, Aves, Strigiformes, Tytonidae. Gene Ontology annotation, biological process: exocytosis.